AUGCAUAUCUUCAUCCUCGGCGGAAGCGGCCGUACUGGCCAAGUAACCAUCGAUGAAUGUUUACGACGUGGCCAUACCGUAACCGCUCUGGUUAGGAAGAGCACCAGCCUCAUAGCGAGAUCCGGGCUCACGAUUGUGGAAGGUAUGAACGCUGAGAAGAACUAUUCAAAACUGUCACUAACAGUCCCAGGAAACCCUUUAAAUAAACCAGACAUCGAAGCAGCUUUCGGCUCUGCAACUGUCAAACCAGCUAUAGCCAUCAGCACCCUUGCCUCAGUCCGCGCCACAGACGGCCUUUGGGCACCUAUGGUGUCGCCACCUAGACUUAUGGCUGAUUCAGCUGCCAAUCUUGUUGCUGUCAUCAAAGAAUUGAAUUUGGUAGACACCACCAAGGUUGUCAUCUUGUCCGCUGCUGGGGUUGGAGAAUCUUGGUCAACCAUCCCUCUUGUCUUAAAGGCCGUGAUCCACCACUCGAAUGUGAAGCUCUCUUUUGAUGACCAUAAUCUGCUGGAGAAUGAAAUUAAAGCGAGCGGGGUCAACUAUGUGUUGGCCAAACCAACUAUGCUGAGCGACGAUGGCCCAAAACCGAUUAAGCACUAUGGCGAGAAUGGAAAGGGAUAUGGUAUGACUUCAAAAACCUCAAGGAAGAGUGUUGCUUGGUUUCUAUUAGAGGCGGCCGAAAAGAAUGACUGGGACAGGACUACGCCUGUAAUUGCAAACUAA
Venustampulla echinocandica is the source of this 723-nucleotide messenger RNA. RefSeq lists its product as uncharacterized. Lineage: Eukaryota; Fungi; Ascomycota; Leotiomycetes; Helotiales; Pleuroascaceae. The transcript has a single exon. Bases 1 to 723 code for a protein of 240 amino acids. The record is from RefSeq and is a predicted model, not a curated record.